Molecule: messenger RNA, 3906 nt
Organism: Malania oleifera
Lineage: Eukaryota; Viridiplantae; Streptophyta; Magnoliopsida; Santalales; Ximeniaceae
Product: protein WHAT'S THIS FACTOR 9, mitochondrial
Exons: 3
Coding region: 94-1350 (418 amino acids)
Molecular function (GO): RNA binding
Source: RefSeq, a predicted model, not a curated record
GACUCGAUUGGACGCGGCUGAUGCCUACGGACAGUCGGUUAGUUCCGAAACGAAGACUUUCUGUCAAAUUCCAGUCAAGUCCCCUGCCCAGCUAUGUCUGUCCUCCGCUGCACCCCCGCCGCCAUAUCCCUCCUCGCCCACCGUUUUCACCAUCGCCGAACCUUCGUUGAAGCCCGGAUCAAAUGGGUUCGAGACCCCUACCUCGACGAGGUCGUCCAGAGAGAGAAAAAUCUCAAACCCAUGCUCUUGCUCAAGAACCUCAUUCUCUCUGCACCCUCCAGAGCCCUUUCCAUUUCCGCCACCUCCGCCGCCAAAGUCGCCCUCAACCUCCCCACCACCGUCGCUAAAUUCUUACAGAAGUACAACUCUGUCUUCCAACAAUUCCAACCUCAUCCCAAAGCCCACCCUCACGUGCGCCUCGCGCCCCGCGCUCUCACCCUCCAUAAGGAAGAAAGUGCAAUCCAUGAUUCUCCGGAUCGUCGCGUAGAGGUCGUGGAGAGACUUGUGAAAUUUCUAAUGCUUACACGAGCAAGAAAGCUUCCGUUCAGUGUAAUCGAUCGCUUUAAAUAUGACCUUGGUCUUCCCCAUGAUUACCUUCUUACACUUCUCUCCGAUUUUCCUGAGUAUUUUGAGGUUUGUAGUUUGCAGGAUCGCUUGAAUGAGUCCGAAGUGCUUGGCUUGGAAUUGGUUUCUUGGAGAGAGGAUCUUGCGGUUUCGGUGAUGGAGAAGAGGGCAAUGAGUGAGAAUUGGGGGUAUAAGAAGGGUUUGCGGCUCUCCUUUGCCAUGCAAUUGCCUAAAGGGUUUGAUUUGGAGAAGAAGGUGAAGAAUUGGGUUGAUGAAUGGCAAAACUUGCCUUACAUUUCGCCGUAUGAGAAUGCAUUCCAUCUAUCCCCGAGUAGUGAUCAGGCGGAGAAGUGGACCGUGGCGGUUCUUCAUGAGUUGCUUCAUUUACUUGUGUCAAAGAAGACGGAAAGGGAGAAUGUGUUUUAUUUUGGAGAUUAUUUGGGGUUUGGGUCCAGGUUUAAGAAGGCUUUGGUUCAUCACCCUGGGAUUUUUUAUGUUUCGAAUAAGAUUAGGACGCAGACUGUGGUUCUCAGGGAGGGUUAUAGGAAGGACUUUUUGGUUGAGAAGCAUCCAUUGAUGGGUAUGAGGCAUCGGUAUAUUUACCUCAUGAACAAAGCAAAAAAGUGGCGUAAACCCCAUGUAGUUUUUGGUGCUGGGCAUAAAAAGAAGAUCAAUUCCAAGUCAAAUCAGACUCAUAAAAGCAGAAAAGAGCAGGAAGAGCAGUCCAAUGGCUUGUCUGAUUCUGAGUUAGAGGAUGCUACUAAUGUUGAGGAAAUGAGGUUGUAGCUCUUGAUUAGGGAUGUGAUGGCAGUCAGAGUGUUGCAGUCAACAGAUGAUAAAGAAUUGGGAAGCAUGAACUUGAGACAGGAAGGACAUGAGAUUUUUAUGUUUGAGAUAACUCAGUUGGAAAAUAGCACAAUCUGAUGAAAGAAAAUACUUGUGCAAUGCGUAGCGUGAGAAGUGCAUCUGGAGAGAUUUUGAUUGAGAAAUCUCAGUUGUAGAGUACCUCAAUUUGGACGAAGGAUAAAUUCCUACAACAUGUUUUGGUAAACAAGAAUUGUGUAAAGGUAAUAGAGCAAGCAGGUGACUAGCAAUAAACUAAACAAUGUGAGAAGAGGGGAGAUUAUUGCUUGAAUGCAGGUAUUAUCGGUGGUGGGAAUAUGACAAUCGGCUGACAUAUCAUAUGGUUGUUUGGUUUUAUCUAAAGGCAAACAGGUCAAGUACAGAGUCUCGUCUUUGUUCAACAUUUGUAAGGUUCUGUUGUCUACCUUGCUUUACUGCUCAUCAAGAAGAUAGAUAUGUUUAGUUCACAGCAAAUAGACUGUAAAAUAUGUCAUUUUAUAAAUUCAUAUAGAAAUAUUUCAGUUAGGAAACAUGGAAAUAUAUCUUUUUAAAUCUUAGUGUUAGGAUGCGAAAGAUCAUCCAUAGCUCAGAUUGCAUAAUUGUUGCAUGGUUUCCCAGGGAUUGAAAGAACUCUUGAAGAAAGAGACAUCCUCCUUGCCCAUCCCCAAAAACAGCUGCGUAAAUGUUUUUGUUUGGCUAUUGCUUAUGGGGCUGAGGUUAUUUGACCAUGCAUGAAAUUCAGGAAUAGUUGAAGGACCAAGAAGACAAGAUUCCAUCCCUCCCCCUCGUAAAAAUUGAUAAACAGUAAAUCUUGACUGAAUAACGAUACUGGCUACAGAGCUCAAUAUAGAAUAAACAAUCCUUUCUGCCAAACCAUGGUAUUUGAUGGAUGCUUGGGUGUCAAGAUGCAAAUAUACAAGGUUGGUAGGCCCCUUGUCCUAUUCGUACACUGCAGCAAUGAUUUAAUUUUUAUGAAACUAUUUGGGUUUUAUAGCUGAUGAAGAAUUCUAGCAUAAAUUCCCUGAGCUAUUAUUUUUAUUUCACAACCAAUCCAGUGCUUUGAGGCAAUAUGCCAUUAAUUUCCUCUUUGAAACUUGAUUUGAUUCUAAGAGUUCUUGAGUCAAUCUUGGAAAAAUAUAUUUGCUCCCACAAGCCUCGCUUGUCAAUUGCAAGGCUGUUCAGCAGAUUCACAGUUAAAAACCCACCUUCCAUGGAGUAAGCAAGCCAGGCCCCGCAUAUGGGCUUUUUGCCCCAUACAGAGAAGUCUUUCACUUACAUCGUAUUUUAACCAGUUGUGGUAGUUACAUCCAAUGUGCUGCCUAACUAGCUGAUACUGUCUUCUAGAAUUGAACCAAUAUCAUGUCAUAUAUUUGACAUUAUGGGUAGUCUUCUUGACAAUUACUCACUAAUGUUUGAUGAGCUUUCAUAAAAGCAUUUGACAUACAAGAGGGAGUUGGAACUUUAGUCAUGGUGAGGAAGAGAUGGAUGCAAUACCGGAAGUUGAUGACGAGCUAUUGUUGGAGAAAGUAAGGACCCAUGAUGAUAUUUGCGUGUUUGCUGCCUGGCUUCUUACUUUGCUGAAUUGAGACUUCUUCUUCCUCUUCUUCUUUUAUUUUUAUUUUUAUAAAUACAAGGGAUGAGGGGUGGGCCUUGGAUCAAUAGCAAGGUUGCUCCUUGUCACUGGUUGGUCAUGGGUUUGAGUCCAAGGAAACAACCUCUCUACAUAAAACUAGAGGUAAGGCUGCGUACACCAUGAUGACCCUCCCCUUGCCCUCGUGAAGUGGGGAGCCUUAUGGCUUAGGGACCCCUUUUUUUUUUAUUUAAAUUUUAAUAAAUACAAGAGAUGCAGAUCAUGGGGGAAGGGAAUGGACUGGUGAUGCAGGCAAUAAAAGGAUCAAGGAAAAGCAGGUUAUAGCCUUAUAGGGCCGGACUUUCUUUAAGAUCUACUGUGGAUCAAACUAAUUCUGAAGGACGUGCGAAUGAACACCAAUGGAACCAUGAAGCUUUACUAUGACAAGAAGGCAGCAAUCUCAUUAGCUCACAAUUCAGUAAUACAUGAAAGAACUAAACAUAUUGAGAUUGAUAGACACACUUCAUUAAAGAGAAAAUUGAGUUUGGAGAAGUGUGUAUGCCAUAUAUCCCCACAACUCAACAAGUGGCAGAUCUGUUUACUAAAGGGUUAGACAUGAAGACUUAAGAAGCUCUGGUGGACAACUUGGAAUGAUUGACAUCGAUUCGCUAGUUUGAGGGGGAGUGUUGAAGAUCUGUCGCAUAUGGAAAGCUACCAUUCUCGGAAACUCUAAAUAUAGAGUGUCAAGAAUCACAAUUAGUAUGUCCUAAAUUUGACUUUCCUUGUUAGCUAUAAUUUUUUAGAAUUAAUUGUAUAGAGUGAGUUGAUUUCUUUCUAUUUAUAGGCACUUGACUUUAUGUAUAAAAGCAGCAGUAUGUAAUGACAUUAUACACAACAUGAUACAAAGAGUCAUUCGUUAGUUUUUUCUA